Molecule: messenger RNA, 1256 nt
Organism: Mus caroli (Ryukyu mouse)
Lineage: Eukaryota; Metazoa; Chordata; Mammalia; Rodentia; Muridae
Gene: Ccr10
Product: C-C motif chemokine receptor 10
Biological process (GO): immune response; positive regulation of cytosolic calcium ion concentration; G protein-coupled receptor signaling pathway
Cellular component (GO): external side of plasma membrane; membrane
Molecular function (GO): C-C chemokine receptor activity; C-C chemokine binding
Source: RefSeq, a predicted model, not a curated record
AGAAACCCUUGUAGCCAGAGAUGGGGACCAAGCCCACAGAGCAGGUCUCCUGGGGACUUUACUCCGGGUAUGAUGAGGAGGCCUAUUCGGUUGGGCCGCUGCCAGAGCUCUGUUACAAGGCUGAUGUCCAGGCUUUCAGUCGGGCCUUCCAACCCAGUGUCUCCCUGAUGGUGGCUGUGCUGGGUCUGGCUGGCAAUGGCCUAGUCUUGGCCACCCAUCUGGCAGCCAGACGAACUACCCGAUCUCCCACCUCCGUUCACCUGCUCCAGUUGGCCCUGGCUGACCUUUUAUUGGCCCUGACUUUGCCUUUUGCUGCAGCAGGGGCUCUUCAGGGCUGGAAUCUAGGAAGUACCACCUGCCGUGCCAUCUCAGGCCUCUACUCGGCCUCUUUCCACGCUGGCUUCCUCUUCCUAGCCUGUAUCAGCGCUGACCGCUAUGUGGCCAUCGCACGAGCUCUCCCAUCCGGGCAGCGGCCCUCAACGCCUAGCCGUGCGCACUUGGUUUCAGUCUUCGUGUGGCUGUUGUCGCUGUUCCUGGCUCUACCUGCGCUCCUUUUCAGCCGGGACGGGCCACGUGAAGGCCAACGACGCUGUCGGCUCAUUUUUCCCGAAAGCCUCACGCAGACUGUGAAAGGGGCAAGCGCGGUGGCGCAGGUGGUCCUCGGCUUCGCGCUCCCUCUGGGCGUCAUGGCAGCCUGUUAUGCGCUCCUGGGCCGCACGCUUCUGGCCGCCAGGGGGCCAGAGCGGCGGCGUGCACUGCGCGUCGUGGUGGCCUUGGUGGUGGCCUUCGUGGUGCUGCAGUUGCCCUACAGCCUUGCCCUGCUGCUGGAUACAGCCGAUCUACUGGCAGCCCGCGAACGGAGCUGCUCCUCCAGCAAGCGCAAGGAUCUAGCUUUGCUGGUCACCGGCGGCUUGACCCUGGUCCGCUGCAGCCUCAAUCCGGUGCUUUAUGCCUUUUUGGGCCUGCGUUUCCGCCGGGACCUGCGGAGGCUGCUCCAGGGCGGAGGAUGCAGCCCGAAGCCCAACCCUCGUGGCCGCUGCCCCCGUCGACUCCGCCUUUCUUCCUGCUCUGCUCCUACUGAGACCCACAGUCUCUCUUGGGACAACUAGGGCUACAAUUCUAGAGAAGGGGGUGGGCUAAAGAAACGAUCCCAGGGAGGAUAAUAGAAAGGGGAGUAAGUAGGGGGACGCUGAGAAAGACUUCAGGAUCUAAAGGAAUUGCCUCUGUGCUUAAUUAAAUUGAUUCUAUGCAAAUGA